Epinephelus moara (kelp grouper) is the source of this 2702-nucleotide messenger RNA. It is a transcript of the gene aanat1, whose product is annotated as arylalkylamine N-acetyltransferase 1. Gene Ontology annotation, cellular component: cytoplasm. The transcript is spliced from 3 exons. The coding region runs from base 480 to 1088 and encodes 202 amino acids. Gene Ontology annotation, molecular function: aralkylamine N-acetyltransferase activity. Gene Ontology annotation, biological process: response to light stimulus; circadian rhythm. NCBI's taxonomy places the organism in Eukaryota, Metazoa, Chordata, Actinopteri, Perciformes, Serranidae. The record is from RefSeq and is a predicted model, not a curated record.
GUUAACCAAUCAGAAGAGCUCUUGUAUUUCUAAUUCCAUCAACACGGCUGUCUUCCGCUCUGUGACACAGGUGUGGGACUUUAUUGGCUGUUAUACCUGAGGUUACUCUUGAUAACAGCUUGAUAACAUCACAUGCUGGUGUGAGACCUCCAACACAUGAUCAGUAAAAUCCAAACCUGCUGAGGAUCUGAUGGUGCCAUGACGAGGUUAAUUCUCAACACACAAAUAGCCCUCCUGACCCUGACUAAAUAUGUUUAUUGUUUAACUUACCCACGCGGGAAUUGGAAGGUUUGGUCAUCCAGCUGGCUUCAGGAUUAUUAGCCAACCACCACUGCGCACCGAGGGUAUAAAUACCGGAGGCGCGCAGCUCUCUGCUCAGUCUUUACGCACGGAUCAAGCUUUCAGGCGACGAGGUUCCCACGAGCAGAAGAAAAGUCAAACAGUCUCCUUUGCUUUACUUUAUACGCUUUUUGGAAAAAAUGUCGUUAGUGAGCGCAGUACCGUUCAUGAAGCCGCUUCACAUGCGCUCUCCAGUGCCACGGGGCCGCCGCCACACGCUGCCGGCCAGCGAGUUCCGCUCCCUCAGCCCGGAGGAUGCCAUCAGUGUGUUUGAGAUUGAGAGAGAAGCCUUCAUCUCAGUGUCCGGCGAGUGUCCUCUCCACCUGGACGAGGUGCGUCACUUCCUCACCCUGUGCCCUGAGCUGUCUCUUGGCUGGUUUGAGGAGGGACGUCUGGUGGCUUUCAUCAUCGGCUCACUGUGGGACCAGGAGAGGCUUACCACGGAUGCCCUCACUCUCCACAAGCCACAUGGGACCACCGUCCACAUCCACGUCCUGGCUGUGCACCGGACCUUCCGUCAGCAGGGCAAAGGCUCCAUCCUGAUGUGGCGCUACCUGCAGUACCUCCGCUGCCUGCCCUACGUCCGCCGUGCCGUGCUCAUGUGUGAAGACUUCCUGAUUCCCUUCUACAGGAAGUCUGGUUUCAAGGUGCAGGGCCCCAGUGAGAUCACAGUGGGGCCCCUCGCCUUCAUUGAGAUGGUUUACCCAGUCAGGGGCCACGCCUUCAUGCGUCGCAACAGUGGUUGUUGAGGACAGAAGGACUUAAUGUGGAUUCUGGAUUCUAUCAGCGGUGGUGGGACCCCCGUCCACUAUUGGAUACAGAAUUAAGGGGAAGGUCUGAGCGGCUUUGCUGUACGUGAGCGCUCAGCACAGUGUUUGGAAUCAUCAUCUGUGAAUGAGACUUGUUCAGCAGGUGGUGAGGUGUGCAUUCUGCCUGUGAGUCUGCAGACAGUGGAGAACAAAGAGCUGCGUCCAGCUGCCUACAACAGCUGUCUGGAAGAGUGGUGGAAAACUUCUUAUAUAUACGAUCUGCAGUUUAAUGCCAGUUGCAAGAAAAAAAUCAUUAGAGCAGAGCCUGGAAGAAUGCAAUAAGUUAUUACAAAUUAUUAUUUGUUUAAAAAAUAUUUUUAUUUCAUGAAUGUAUUAUUGUAUUCAAUAGAACGCAGCUGCCUUGUUUCUGUCUUUGCCCUCUGUCUUAUAUUUGUUAUUUAACCACUUUAACAUGGUUUCUGGCUCAUUGUGAAGCCAACGUGAAAUUUUCUUUAGACAUUAAAAGCAGUAUCUGCCCGUUAUGAAUGUAUUCAGUCCUGUAUAGGUUUGUGUUAACAACAUGCCUUUAACAGCAGCAUUAGAAGAUUACUGUUUAUGUUACACUGUUUAUAACUCUGAUGACAGAGCGACUGUGAAGUAAUGAGCCAAAUUAAAGAGCUAACCUUCAAAAACUGUGGAAUAAAAAUACAAAGGGAGGGAUAUCAGCAAUCAAACUUCAGAUAAUAUGUCAAUAUAUUAACUUGAACAAACAUGUCUGUCUUCAUCAGUGUUGUAUGUAGACAUAUAAUCACAAAUACAGUUGUUUAUUUAGUAUAUAUAUAUCCUAAAUAUUUGUUCUGUCAAAAUGUCUCCUUGAUAGUCUCCUGUUGCCUUUCUCCUUGUAGACAGUCACCACCUCUGCCUCCCAAAGUCUUUAAUCAAGACCAAUGUUUUUUUUGUUUUUUUGUUGUUGUUUUUUUUUACAAUGUUUUGUCCUUCAAAUAAUAAAUCUUUUGUUUUCUAGCAUGUCGGCUUCAAGCUCUUUUCAUUUUAAUAGUUGUUGAGAAAACAAUCUCAGUGCCAGGUCCAUUUGAUAGCUGUUCUGGAGCUUACGAUCAUAUCACAUGAUCAUCAGUAGCACUUUACGCACUUGUCAUAAAAGUGCAGAUGUUAAAACUGGCAUUUUAUUUAAAGGAGCUCUCAACAAUAGAGCAUUAAUACAGCAGUAAAUAACUAUUCACUAUGUAAAGAUACGGCAUCCUGAGCUGAGAAUGAAAUCCCGCUCCCUGUGUGUGUUGUCAUUCCAGCUUCUCUGUUCUUUGUUGUGGCAGAAAGUCUGGCUGUGCAUACAUGUUAGUGCAUGUGUGUGUCAUACUGGCUAGCUAAUCGCCGCCAUCCUGUACUGCACUUGGUUACCGCUGAUAACAAGACCGCAUUGUUGCGGAAGCGUAGCGCCCACCCUCUGGUUCCCCCCCAGUUAACACAGCUAGCUCUGUCAGCACUGUUGCAAAUGUUAGCACUGUUUGCGCUGUUAGCUGCUAGCCACCGGCUCAGCCACCUCCAUGUUGAGAGCCGUGCGCAGACAAUUUCAGAAUUAUAGAUGCACUCUUAGAA